UGCAUCUGUCAGCAGAGUGAUUCAUCCAUCGGGGGGAUCAUAAUAGCAGCUUUGGAACAGCAGAGGCGCUGUGUGAUCUGUUGGAUCCAACAUUGUCACAUGUCACCAGUGUGACGAGGGGCAGAUGAGGAAGUACUUUUACUGCGGGCAGAACUGGGAAAUGGAGGCUGAAAGAAAAUAAGUUGUAUAAAAAAAAUUGGGAGCAAAUGAUAACAUUGUCAAAGUGGGUCUCAUUAUUGUCAGCUUUUCUAAAUGAGAACAUGUUUCACAAGAAUUGCCCGAGUAAAGCAUUUCUCAGCAGAUUGAUUCUCCUCCGUGUCCAGUUUAAUAAGCGACUUGUAACAAUGUCAAUAAGCAACCCCUCAGAAGAGAGAAACUCGGAGCGACAGGGAAGCAGCUGCGCGCUGCAGAUCGAUGAGAGCAGGAGCGCAGCAGGUUUCUGUGACGCGGUGACAGGCUGCGAGCGCGCGACAGCGCACAAGUUUACGGAGGAAGAGAUGACCAUCCACAGGAUCCAUAGUGAGGCGUGUGAGGCAAAGAAGCAGAUGUACGUUGACCCUUCCAGUGGAUAUAAGGUGUUCACAGAGUAUGCCCAUCUUCAGAGAGGGAAAUGCUGUGGCAGUGCAUGCAGACAUUGUCCAUAUGGUCAAGUCAACGUGAAGGACCCUGCAAUGAAGAAGCAGUUUAACUCCCUGUUUUAUGUAUAGACUGAACCGAAAAAGGUAAAAUGCAAGAUGCCUGUGUGGAAUGGAGCCCAACACGCUUUGCUUUUCUUCUGCUUGUCGUUAUUUUGACUACUUGAGUCGUAUUUCAGCUGUGUAAUAAAUGAUGAAAUAUGGGUAGUUUCUGUGCAAUACCUACCUCUUAUGAAUCACAACUAUUACCAUAGGAAUGUUUUCAUUGUCACAAAACAGGGAUUGGGGAGAAAGGAUUUGUUCACUAGACCCUCAUGUAAAAUAGUCUUUUAUCACAUUUUUGUUUUGUUAUAUUUUCCACAUUUUUCUUUGUCUCAAAUGUCCAAUGAAAUGCCUAGAGCUUCAUUUUUUCAUGUAUCUUCAAGAGUAUUUAAUAUUUUGUAGUAUUCUGCUCCUCAGAUGCAUUUACAAGGGUUGUGGGAGUAUGGAGAUGAAAACUGAGAGUGCAUUUUAGAUCUUCGCCCUCAAGAAAAAGGGCAUAUAAGUGAAAGUAACUGCAGAUAUUCAGAUGGAGUCUUGUGCUCUUUUGCUUUGCAUUUCUUGUUAUUUUUUUUUUCUCCCAAAUGUACGACUGCAUGAAUAUUAGCAUCAUUUGCACUCCACAAGUGCUUGACUGAAAUGUCUACCUUUGACUGAUACACUGUGUUGUUAAAAAUAGGAGGGGGGGCAAGGGUCAGCCCUCGCACUUGGCUGCACUGCUUUUACACCACUUGAUCGAAUCAGGCUGUUAGCAAACAUGCCAUGGACAUCAACAGCAGCCCUCCCCACUGGACCUGCAACUCAGCCUCCUGGCAACACUUGGCUACAGCACAGCUCCCUGCGGCUGCUCUCCUGAGCUGCAGCCUAAUGAACUCCUGGGCCUUCUUAUCCCAGGACUGCAAUAGAUCAGCUCAUGUUCACCAGCAUGCUCAGACGCGCACAUGCAUAGGCAGGCUUACUCCGUCGGAGCGCCCUGUGGCUCCUAAUAGGCCAAUAUACAAGAAAGGUUGUGCUUAACACUGCACUUUGCAGCCCACGGUAAUCGCACUAGGUAAGGUCAAGUGCUCAUGCUGCACUACCUAUGUGCGUGCAAGAGACGUUAAGGAAAGAUGUGCCGCUUGAUUUGCGAGUGCGUGUGGGAAGGCAGCGCGAUGCCUUCGGGCGCUCUCUCUGAAGCUGCCACACACACUCGCCUGUCUCCGCCUGAUUGGGCAAACAGCGUCGUGAUGAGAGGAUGUGUCUGCCGCCGAAUCCUGUCGCAGCUACACCUACUGGCGCGGCCACAAUUUUCUUCGGCAGGUGGGUCCCAAAGGCAAGUGCUUAGUGAUCGGAGCAAAGCCCUGUGAGCGGCUACAAGGAGAUUCAUGAUCCCAACAGUGCUGGGGAGGACAGGUUCUGGGGACGCUUCGUCAGGCGGGAUGAAAGGCGAAUUUAUUUGGUGUUAUUCUAAACCGAGGCAGCGGAGCGUGCGGCAGCAACAUUUCUACAGCGGGACAGUGAAGGUGUCACACUCAUCAAGUACCUGGGCCCGCUUGCCUGCCGCGGCUCCGCGGGUUUUGCCUUGGGACUUGUCUGUCACAUUAAAGUAGAUGCAUUGCCAUUCAGGGCCUCGGCAGUCCCGCAGCCUGACCAUGAAAUAGGCCAACUUUCAUGUCUGCCUCAUCCCUCCACGUCUUUCCAGUGAUGGCACAGUUUGAAUUUCCCCCCCCCCAUCAUGUUCUUGCUUAGCAGUUGGUGACUGGGACACAAACAGCAGGAAUCCCCUCUACAGAUUUUGGAAGAAAUUUAUUUAAUCAACUGUAACAAUAAAUUCUAUAUAUAUAUGUAUAUAUAUAUAUAUACAUAUAUAUAGGCUAUACAAAAUUACAUUUGUGUGCAAUGGUAUCAUUUGGUUUAUAUAAAAAGCUUGAAACUGAGAAGUGCAUUUACUCAACUAUCACAAUCUGGGAACACAGGUUAGAGCAUGAAAUUGUCAUCUUUAUGCAUUUACUUGUUUUGUGGCUAUGUCAAUCUUUUUUUUUUUUUUUUUUACAAUUAUUAGUAUUAUUUGUUAAAUAAACUAAUAAUUGUUAGAUAAACUGGUUACAAUAGUCAUCUUAAAUUAAGUACAAAUAUUAAUGUUCAUAUACAUAUCUGCAGAAACACUUAUUGAAAGAAAAGCUAACAACAGUGGUGGGUACAGUACAACAUAAGAUGUCAAAGUCUCAGUAACUUGUCAUGUGGUAUCUUGAUCUGAUGAUGUCAAAAUGUGAAAAGUAAAAAGUAUGAUGAAGAAGACUGUUUUAAAUACAAGCUGUCAUUGAACCGAAAUAUUUAGUGGUCGACUCAA
This is a messenger RNA of Melanotaenia boesemani (Boeseman's rainbowfish), 3003 nucleotides long. It is a transcript of the gene c14h1orf53, whose product is annotated as chromosome 14 C1orf53 homolog. The record is from RefSeq and is a predicted model, not a curated record. NCBI's taxonomy places the organism in Eukaryota, Metazoa, Chordata, Actinopteri, Atheriniformes, Melanotaeniidae. The coding region runs from base 207 to 707 and encodes 166 amino acids. The transcript has 3 exons.